This is a messenger RNA of Oncorhynchus nerka (sockeye salmon), 11672 nucleotides long. RefSeq names its product mitogen-activated protein kinase kinase kinase 11. Gene Ontology annotation, biological process: protein phosphorylation; signal transduction. The record is from RefSeq and is a predicted model, not a curated record. Gene Ontology annotation, cellular component: cytoplasm. Gene Ontology annotation, molecular function: protein kinase activity; protein binding; ATP binding. The transcript is spliced from 10 exons. NCBI's taxonomy places the organism in Eukaryota, Metazoa, Chordata, Actinopteri, Salmoniformes, Salmonidae. The coding region runs from base 1151 to 4315 and encodes 1054 amino acids.
UAGAGUGGUUCGAGAACGGGACGAGGGAAGACUCCUUAAGGAAGAGGGGACAUGAUAACAAAUAUUAAUGCAUUAAUUAUGACAUUGAUAAUAACGACGAGCUUGCCAGGGCUUGGCACUAAAGUAUCGUUACGCACAAUACAGGAUUUGUUUUUGGUGUGCGUUUCUCUUUUAGAAAACGUAGACUCCUAAACAGGUUUGUACAACUCUUCCUGUUGCGAACUAGGUGGAUAUCAAGUUCUUAUUGAAAAUACAUACGUGUACAAUUGAGACAUUGUAUGUCACCACCGGGUAAGACAGCAAAUAUGGAUACAGUUGCGCAAACAGGUGCGGGAUUUGUUGACAGAACGCAUAUACGUUUUGGCCAGACACCGUUAUUCGUGCUCAUGGUUUAGGGCGAGUUGGUAAGCUUUGAAACUUGUCGUAAAGCACGGGGUUCUCAGGACUAAAUGCGCCUUUCCUGCUAUUCUUCUCCUCUUCUCAGCGCUUCCUGCUUAUGGUGGCCACAGCACUUCAUGGCUAAAAAUGCAGAACUCAAAAUGGACAGCUAAACGGAGUUGAACUCUUCCGUUGGGUUAUCAUUGUCCAAUGAUCUGGAUAUUCUACAACCACCUGAUGCUCAUUUUGAUAUGAUGUGAUCCAUCCUGUGUUCUACACGGUCGUGGUUUUGCUAUAGUUGAAUAAAUUCACCUUUAGUUCAUAUCUCAAGAUGCAGCACCUAAUCAUUGGUCAAUAUGUGACAAUUUGUGCUGUAGUAAUAGAGUAAUUAAGUGAGCUAUGUGCUCAAACCAUGCAUUGAGAAACUACACCACAACAGUUGAGUAGAAAUUUGUUUUAUGGAGACAAUUCUGCCUUUUUACACAUUGGCACACUUGGCAGGACUGGUCACAUCCAUGGCCUCUGUUUGAUUGUUGCCAGCUCUAAUGGAAACAUAUGCAGUCCAUGUCAGGUUGCAUGAGAGACAUUUUUUAUCCUGUUGUCUUUGAACACGGUUGUGUUCCUGUUGGCCAGGCCUUUGAACAAAUUUCAUUGGUCCCUGAUGAGCCAACUAGACACAGGAGAGCGGCACAAUAAAGUACAUUAUUGUAUUUUCUUUUCAAAACCAUACAGAAUCAAACCCAGUGUCUGAACAUCUGCUCGUUGUGGCUCCAUGGAGCCGCUGAAGAACAUUUUUACCCGCGGCCCACUGUCGAACUGGAAAGGUCUGGAACAAUCACAAAAAGGGACCUUCACCAAUCCCGUGUGGACGGCUUUAUUCGACUAUGAGGCGUCCGGUAAAGACGAGCUCACCCUCCACAAAGGUGACCUGGUGGAAGUCCUGUCGCUGGACUCUGAGAUAUCCGGUGACGAGGGCUGGUGGGCGGGCAAGGUCAACAACAAAGUGGGAAUCUUUCCCUCGAACUAUGUCUCCUUCAAGCCUCCUUCAUAUGGGAAACUGCAGGGCAAUGGAGUCGGCGUGGUUGGGGAGCUUGGGCCAGCCGUAGUGGGGGUGGGGGAGUUCGAACCCGAGGCCGUGGAUUUCAGGGAACUGAGCCUCGAGGAGGUCAUUGGGGUCGGCGGCUUCGGCAAGGUGUAUCGCGGUACGUGGAGAGGUGGGCUGGAGGUGGCCGUGAAGGCGGCCCGCCAGGACCCAGACGAGGACAUCAGCGUGACAGCCCAGAACGUGCGUCAGGAGGCCCGGCUGUUUGCCAUGCUCACUCACCCCAACAUCAUUGCCCUCAAAGGGGUUUGCUUACAGGAACCCAACUUGUGCCUCAUCAUGGAGUACGCAUCCGGUGGCCCGCUGAGCCGAGCGCUGGCUGGGCGCCGCAUCCCGCCGCACGUCUUGGUCAACUGGGCAGUACAGAUUGCUAGAGGGAUGCUCUACCUGCACACAGAGGCCAUCGUUCCUGUCAUCCAUCGUGACCUCAAGUCUAACAACAUCCUCCUGGCCCAGCCUAUGGAGAAUGAUUGUAUGGAAGGGAUAACUCUGAAGAUCACAGACUUUGGCCUGGCACGGGAGUGGCACAAGACCACCAAGAUGAGCACAGCGGGCACCUACGCCUGGAUGGCACCGGAGGUCAUCAAGUCCUCAACCUUUUCCAAGGGCAGUGACGUCUGGAGCUAUGGUGUUCUAUUGUGGGAGUUGCUGACAGGGGAGGUUCCCUACAGAGGGAUAGAUGGUCUGGCAGUGGCCUAUGGGGUGGCCGUUAACAAACUCACCCUCCCCAUCCCCUCCACCUGCCCAGAACCCUUUGCCCAGCUCAUGGCAGAGUGCUGGGAUCAGGACCCACACCUUAGGCCCAACUUUGCCUCCAUCUUGGUUCAGCUAACUGCUCUUGAGAGGCAGGUGGUGGAGGAGAUGCCUCAGGACUCCUUUCAUUCCCUACAGGAGGACUGGAAACUGGAGAUCCAGGACAUGUUUGAUGAGCUCCGAGCCAAGGAGAAGGAGCUGCGUUGUCGCGAGGAGGAGCUGAAGCGCGCGGCGGUGGAGCAGAAGUCUCACGAGGAGUUCCUCAGGCAGAGGGAGCAGCAGCUGGCCCAGUGGGAACAGGAUGUGUUUGAGAGGGAGCUCAGUCUCCUCAUCCUGCACAUGAACAACCAGGAGAAGCCCAACGUCAAGAAGAGGAAGGGAACCUUCAAGAAGCACAAGUUGAAGGGCAGUAAGAACGGAGAGAAGAUCAGCAUGCCUCAAGACUUUAUCCAUAAGAUCACUGUCCAGGCGUCUCCGGGGCUGGAGAAGAGACGCAACUCUCCCGAUCUGGGCACCGGCACCUCUCCCUCUUUCGGCCCACGCUUCCGAGCAAUCCAACUCAGCCCUAGUGAGAACAGCAGGGCGUUUGGUCUGAGCUCCAUGUGGCCCCUAGAGGCCCCUCCACACAACAAGCAGGCCAACGGGGACCGGCUGGGGCCCCACUGGAGGCCCCAGAGCCCUAAGAGCCCCAAAGUCCUGCGCCUCAGCCCACAGGAGAGCAGUCUUUCAAUGAGAGCCAAGCUUCUGGACAUGGACAGCAAUGAGAACGGAGAAUCCAAGGAUGACUUUGAGGAGUACAGACCCUCCACCCCUGUCCAAAACGGCUCCUCUGUGAAAGAGCCCCCAAGGCCUACUCUACCUCAGGGGGACUCUGGCAUCGAGGAGGGGGUCUCCCCGGCCGGCUCCCCCAGGCCUGAGCACCGCUCCCUGGGAGGCUUGCUGAGGAGCACCCACCGGGCCCUACUAGGCGGCGGCUCCCUCCUGGCCUCUGUGGCCCUGGGACGACACCUGGAUGUGCCUCACAUCCCUCCCAGGGUUCCCCCCCGGACUAAUCCCCCGCCCCUGGACCACCACCACCUUCUGCAGGAGGUCCCCAUCACGGCCCUCAAAAUCCCCUCCUCCUCGGACCCCCCAGUGGUGGAUGACCUUAUCUCCUUCUCCAACUUGGAGCACCUCCCCCGGCCCCUCUUUGACUUCCCCUGCGCCCUGCACGCCCCUGGGGUGAAUCCCCUGCCCCUCACUCCACCUCCGCCUCACCGCCGGGAGAGGGCUUGCCACAGGCACGCCCAGAGCCCCCGGAGCCCCCAUUACCAGGUCCAGAGGCAGGCUAGCCCAGCAGACUGGGCCCCGUCCCACCACCACACCAAUGGGGAGGCAGGCUGUGACGCCUGGGGCCAGGGGUCAGACAGGAGGAGGAGGUCCAGCCAAGGCCUGCUCUCUGCCUCUCAACUAGGCCUGGACCUCCCCAUGUGCCAGGACAGUCUGGAGUCAGAAGACAAUCCCUUGGCGGUCCCCUUCUCCCUUUUCCCUGACCCUCGCCUCUGGAGCCCCAAAACACGUCGCCUGGAGGUCAACGUCGUCCCCCGCCCGCGCCCCUCCCCCAUCCGACCCCGCAUCGACCCCUGGAGCUUCGUCUCUGCUGGGGGCGGUGGCGGAGUGUUCAGUGGUGCCCGCAGCCCUCGACGGUCAGAUAGCCACCCAUUGGGGUACCAGCCCUCGCCCACCAACCCCUUCACGAACUGUGACCCCUUCCCCUCCCCGGACUGCGACCCAUUCUCCCUGAGAGCCGACCCAUUGUCAGGCAUUACGCCCGACACGCCCUCGCCCUUUGACCCCUUCUCGCCACCGUUCCCCACCUCCCGCUCGGCGCCCUGCUCCACCAACGGGUCACCAACCCUGCCCACGUUCCGGGUGGCGCCUCUAAACCCGGCCGACUCGCCGCUUAUCGACCUGGGCUGGGCAGCGGUGUGUGGGGUCGGGGUCAAGCCCCUGGAGGUCACCAAAGAGAAGACGCGACCCGGCAGGACUCUGGGACUCAAGCCUUUCAAGUCCCCCACGCAACCCAGAGACGAUCGCUUCUAAACUAAACCUCCAACCCUGACCUUGCCUUUCUCAUAGCACAGAGUUUAUAGAAGCGUUUUUUUUAAAGGAAUGCGGCCCCCAGCCCCCUAAAUGGACAGGUACAGGUUGUGUAUAUCCUGUGUUAGGAAUGAGGAGGAUUUGGAGUCCUAUUCAAAACAAAAAUGCACAUGACACUCAUGCAUGCCCCCCUUUAGGGGAAUUGUGGGAAAUGGGGUGCCCAAACAGUGGAGUGGUUUCGUGUUGCCUUAGAAACCAACAAGGAAGCUAAGCCUGCCUGCCAUCUAGCUCCGUGACAAUGGAUUGUGGGAGUGGAUUUCUGUGCACAACAAACCAACGUCUGAUGCCCAUUUCAUUCCAGAGGAUUUCUCUCUCACAUCUAUUUUGGAGAGUCCGAUCGGUGGGCUUCUCCAGACUCAAUCAGACGUCCCUCUAUCGCUUCCACUCGUGUCUCUCACUACUUUUUGAAGUGUGUGGAUAAUACGAAGCUGGAAACAGCAGCUUGCUUUAUCUGUGGCUCUGAAAGCAUUCAGGGCCUUGGACAUUUAGAGUGCAAUUUGCUUUAUAAAGCAUUUUAAAAGGUUUCUGGUCUUGAGUGGUGAACCUACUUCAGAACCUAUUUUCUAUGAUUUGGCUUAAAGGUGCAAAGGACUAGGAGCUAAGUGAAGCUAGGUGCAAGAUAUGACAAUGUUUCUGGUCUUACCCUCGACAAACAAACAAACAAAUUCUCAAGCGUGUUUGUCUCUCUCUGCAAUAAAUAACGUGUGAUGGGUCAAUGUGAGAGAGUACUCCCAAGUAUGGCUACAGAGGUGCCAUAUCAUCCAAUCGAUAAUUCCUUCGAGAUCCUCUGGAUAUUAAAGCCAAACAAACCCAGGACCCAGGCAUUCAAAACAGGAAAAAGAUAACAUUCCGACCACAUUCUGACCACAUUCACAAAAUGCGACUGAUUUAUUUGGCAGGUCAGCAGGCGACAAAGCCUGGGGAGACUAGAGGCGCCACAAAGCACAUUCCGUUCAUGUGGCAAAGAAUGUGACUGCUUCAGCCCACAGCGUUAUACACGUCUGCCCUUACAGUGUGGUAGGGCGCAUAACUAUAGCCCCUCCCCCAUUUGUCCAGUAUUAUCUACCAGGAUUGGUUCUGUCCAGUCCAACAUGGGAAUACUGUUAAAUCUUGAUUGGAUGAAAUCCUGGAAGUAGCAACUUAAGGAGGAUAUCUAACUAUUACACUCAUUUCUUAGUGACUAAUUGGCAUGUUAGAAGGGAAGCUACAGUAUAAUAGCCUGCAAACAAAUGGAUAUCUGGCUGUUUCGUUCUAGGGGAAGAGAGUUUACCCAAGUGGCAAGCUUUGUAAUUAGUCUUAAUGACUGUGCUGACGAACUGAGUGAUAAUAUUAAUUAGGAUUGUGAUAAGGACAGGGUUAAUUUAUUAACAUGGAGAUAUUUGCCUAAUUGAUACAUUUCCCCCAACAAAGUUUAGACUAAAUGAGUCGGGUUCUUAAAAGGGAUUUAAGCAGUGCUGUUCGAUAUCGCAUCCACGGCAGGAGUCCCCUUUAAUGCGAUUCCAGAUGAUACAGAAGCCUGCCCCCUUUAGAGCAAUGCCUCAUUAUAAGGGCUUGGAGUUUUUCCUGACCAAUGGACAUGACCAGGGGCCCAGAGUUCUUCGUCCUGGUCAGGUCGCGUGACCAGGGGCCCAGAGUUCUUAGUUCCUGGUCAGGUCGCGGGACCAGGGUCACAGAGUACUUCGUUCCUGGUCAGGUCGCGGGACCAGGGUCACAGAGUACUUCGUUUCUGGUCAGGUUACGGGACCAGGGUCACAGAGUACUUCGUUCCUGGUCAGGUCGCGGGACCAGGGUCACAGAGUUCUUCGUUCCUGGUCAGGUCACGGGACCAGGGGCACAGAGUUCUUCGUUCCUGGUCAGGUCAGAUGCUCAGCAGAGACUCCUAGUCUUACCCACCACUUAUAUCCCCCUUCUUCUCAGGUCAGGCAAACUGCUCCUCUCUUGAUCCAAAGAGAUUGGGUCUGUUUUCGCUUCACGCCAUUGACUACUGACUGGACUGCAUCUCAACCUAUAAGGUGCCUCCCCUCUCUACCUCUCCCCCUAUGUGAUGUGCACAUAACUACUUAGAGACAUAUCAUCUUUGAUCUUUGUCAUCGUUCUUAUUGAGAUUUGUGGCCUGAGACUACAGUAUAUGUCAACCCCAAAUCGGUCUGUCAUCAUUUCAUAUCCGAUAAAGAACAGAAAGUGAGCAUUCAUUCCAGGCGAAGAUACAUGUACUAUGGAAUUUCAAUUGUGAUUAUUGGAAAUGAACAGCUAGUGGCGUCAAUGUCUGAGUCGAUAAGGGCAGUCCAGUGCAACUCUGAGUAGGAGUGGUCUAGUCAUCACCAAAGGACAAGGACAUGGCCAAGGAUGUUUAGGAUUAUAAAAGUCAAUUGCAAAAAGUAAUUUUAUUCCCAUUCGUAGUAUUACAAAUUGGUAUUUCAAAAGGGUUCUUUCUAGGUUUAGUUUGUAGAUUGGUAAACCAUCCAUGCAGUGCCCUGUGACACUGAAUGCUCAAAUACACCCUUAUUGUACUGACUUGUGUUCCAACCCAACACCCCACGGUGUGUGUGAAUGCCUGCCAAAAAACGAGUGUACAUAUAUGGAAUAGGGUGCCAUUGAAUAUAGAGCAGCUCCUCCGCUCUGCGCCCCUGGCUUUUCCCUCUCCCAUCACAGAGUCAUCUAAAGCUGUGGCAGGUGUGUUAUUGCCUACUAUACUAGUCCAUACAAGACCCCUGCACUUUAGCCUCAACAUACUAGUCAACAGACAACCCCUGUAAUUCCCAUAGGGAUGAAACUGAGACUGAUGGUCGAAAUUGUCGCAAGAGCAUCGGUAUUGCUGCCUGUCCGUCUGUCUCGUCAUGUGUCAGUCUGUCUCGGUCCAAGCCCUCAUGUCCGUCUGUCUCGUCAUGUGUCAGUCUCUCGGUCCAAGCCCUCAUGUCCGUCUCAGUUCUUCAAGGUCUUAUCUGUGAUAUCCUUUAGACCACACGCUGCCAGUCGGAUGUGUCCAACCCUUUAGAAGCUGUAGUGUAGUGCACCCAAAGAGAGUUUACUCAACUUAUGCCUCUCUACAUUUUUGUGAAGUUGUAUGUUUGCUUUACUAAGGGCACAGUCACUAUCCACCUAUGUGAUGAUCUUGUGUAGAUGAUCAGUUUGACUAUGUUUGAUUGUUUUAGGUCAAGAGUCAGAGUGAUCAGUUUGAGGAGUCUGUUUUGAUCUUGGCAAGCCAUCAGACAAUCAGAUACAGUGGAAUCUCCCCUUCAUGUUGGGUGUCAUACUACACUGGCAAUGAGAUUGAACAUUUACAAUUUUCUUGAAAUAACUAGCUGUAUUUGUAUUUAUUAUGGAUCCCCAUUAGCUGCUGCCUUAGAUGGACUCUUCCCAGGGUCCAGCCAAAUUAAGGCAGUUAAAACGAUACAAUACAUUAAGUGUGUGCUCUCAGGCACCUUCUCCACUGCCAUUUAUCUACAAUACAAAAUCCAUGUGUGUGUGCCUGUGUUUGUCUCUUCACAGUCCCUGCUGUUUCAUAUGGUGCAAAGGUCAUUAGACGAUACUUUGGGAUGACCUUUCGGUUGUACACGAUUCAAAUUCACUCAUGAUGUCUGGAUAGAAUCAAAAGUCUACCUUAUCUCCCUGGCCUUAACCCAAUUUAAAGAAAAAAACCCUCUGCUCUUGUUUCUCUCUUUUGAUUAUCUCCAUGGUCUUCUAACCUGGUCAUGGUGAUGACAGGUUUUAGGACAGGAAACGAGAUUCCUUGAGUGCUCCUAGACCGCUGUCGGGUCGCGCCGCUGGUCCCUUGAUUGAUGCGGAUGACAGGCGGUGCUCCAAUAAGAAUCUCCUGACGAGUUGUUUGUGACGCGCCGCCCUUUCAGGCAUUGCCUCAUCCGUCAUGGCGAAUCGGCGCCCCCCCAUCCGUGCUGACAGGCCUGAAUGAAACAGAACUUUGCAGAGGAGGAGAGGAAAGUAAAGCCAAUAGACCAUGUUAGGUCUCUAGGACAAAUACUGGCUUCAUUCAUGCAUACUUUGUCCAUUUGUGUCAAGCCUUGAGGUGUAUCAGUUAGUAACAUAACCAAAUUAUUGAAGCUCUUUUAUUUUCACUUAACAAAUCGCAACGGGUCUAUUACGGUAAUUGCUUCCUGCCUCAGCCAAGGCAUGCUCGCCCUCUCCUUCAUCGUUAGUGGAGAUUUAGGGCCGGACGCGGCUCAUUUACCCAGCAUCCUCGCUACUUACCUGGACUGAAUGAAUUAGACGUUCAUUCAAAUAAACCCGAUUUAUGGACUUCAUUUCCACCCUCUCGUACCCAGCUAUUAUUACCAGAGGGGGAUUAUGUCUCUUUGUGAACACCUGUCAUGUACUUUUGUUCUGCAUGAUGUUGUCAAACAAAAUGAUUAAAGAUUACCUUUACCAACUGUGGGGGAAAAUAGUCUCUAGGGAGCCAACAAUGUGUGAGGCUAAGCCAAUACCAGGUGUCGUCUAGUUCUGAAGCCAGCUCUUAAGCCUAUUUCUCAUCCGUUUUCGUCUGAAUGCUCUUCAAGGUCACAAUCGGUUGUCCUCUCGUUCAAAUGAUAACUGUUAAGAUGCCUAAGUCAAAUAAAUGAGGCAGAUUUGUUUCCAUGACAACCACACUAGACAACCACACUUGGGCUCCCGAGUGGCUCAGCGGUCUAAGGCACUGCAUCUCAGUGCAAGAGGCGUCACUACAGUCCCUGGAUCGAAUCCAGGCUGCAUCACAUCCGGCCCAUAAGGCAAGGCACACAUUGGCCCAACGUCAUCCGGGUUUGGCCAGGGUAGGCUGUCAUUGUAAAUUCUUGCCUGGCUUGCCUAGAUAAAUAAAGGUUGAAAUAAAUAUAUAUAUACACACACACACACACACAGGGAUGAUUCAAAAUAUAGUACACUUUAGAGGGAGCGAUUGGCUGUAGACUAAACAAUUACACGCGCAUGUGCUUUUGACACAUCUUUGUUAAUUGCUCAUACAGGUAACGGCUUUCUUUCUUACACUCGGUCAAUAGUCAAACAGGACAAUAAUAAGAGCAGUUUGGCUACGGAGGAGACGCAUCUAGACCUUGGAACUAAAUAACCACAGAUUGGCCCAUGCGUCGUUCUCCCACACUAAAUUCUGGGUAGCUGCUUUAUUAUUAUUUUUUUAACCUUUAUUUAACUAGGCAAGUCCUUACACAAAAGCAUAUGGAACACGUAAAUUGAAUAAACCAAAUUAGAAUAUCUCUGAUGGAGCUGUCAGAGUGGGUUACCCUGUCAACCUGAAUUAGACUGAUUCCGAUAAAUGAAGUAUCUGAUUUCUCUCGUCCUUUCAGUUUAUUUGAGUAAACAGUUCAGAUGCAAGAUAUGUGGGGGGUAUUUGUUGGUAUAGGUCAUCUCACUAAAGUCCUGCUUAAAUGGACUAAUUUAAUCAAAAUCGUCAAACAAUAAGUAACCUAUAAAAGAUGGUUUGGAUGGUGCAAUUCCCUGGGAUAUGUUCGGACUCAGAUAAUCACAGUACUGUACACAGUGCAUUUAGAAAGUAUUCCGACAUUUUGUUACGUUACAACCUUAUUCUAAAAUUGAUUAAAUUGCCCCCCCCCCCCCCCCCUGCAAUCUACACACAAUAUCCCAUAUUGUCAAAUAAAAAAACAUACCUUAUUUACAUAAGAAUUCAGACCCUUUGCUAUGAGACUGAGGAACUCUGGAGCUCUGUCAGAGUGACCAUCGUGUUCUUGGUCACAUCCCUAGACAAAGACCCUUCUCCGCCGAUUGCUCAGUUUGGCCGGGUGGCCAGCUCUAGGAAGAGUCUUGGUGGUUCCAAACUUCCAUUUAAGAAUGAUGGAGGCCACUGUGUUCUUUCGGGAUCUUCAAUGCUGCAGGAAUGUUUUGUACCCUUCCCCAAAUCUGUGCCUCGACACAAUCCUGUCUCGGAGCUCUACAGACAAUUCCUUUCACCUCAUGUUUUUUCUUUUUGCUCUGACAUGCACUGUCAACUGUGAGACCUUAUAUAGACAGGCGUGUGCCUUUCCAAAUCAUGUCCAAUCAAUUGAAUUUACUACACGUGGACUCUAAGUUGUAGGAACAUCUCAAGGAUGAUCAUUGGAAACAGGAUGCAUCUCAUAGCAAAGAGUCUGAAUAGUUAUGUAAAUAGUUUUAUAUACUUUUUUUUUUUCAACCAUUUGGAAAACCUGUUUUCGCUCUGUCAUUAUGGGGUAUUGUGUGUAGAUUGAGGGGGGAAAAUGUAUUUAAUCCAUUUUAGAAUAAGGCUGUAACGUAACAAAAUGUGAAAAAAGGGAAGGGGUCUGAAUACUUUCCAAAUACACUGUAGUAUUCCUUACCAUGACCAGCUCCCAUCAGCUUGCUAUGGAGUUUUAUAUAGGGCGACAAGUGAUAGGAUAUCCUAUUUUUAUAAUGGCCCUUUUUCCUUUUUAAAACACUGGACUUAAAACAUUUUGAAGAGGGCCAGAGACUGUCUACAUUAGGAUGCUUGAUUGCUUCAUAUUUUUGGACGACAUAGUUUUUAAUUGUAUUUCACAUUAGGUUUUCACUGGAGUAUUUAAGAUGGAACAGUAUGGGUGCUUCAGUGGGGGAAAACUCUGACGUUCCCGCUUCCAAAUUGAACCAAAUGGUUCUGUAAAAUCUCUCUAGGCAUAAAUAUGUUUCGAGAGAUAUCCUUCUGACAUUGAACAAGACCCCAACCGGAGAUCCAUUUGAGGCACCCAUACUGAUAGACUGCUAUCAACCUAGUAGAGAUGAGGUCUUCAGUUUGACUGAAAUAUGUCUUGACAACAGUGGACAUUUUGUGACCUCCUCCCUGUCUUUGUAGAAUAUAUAUUUGCUUUCUUCAAAACAUAAUACUCAUCACAUAGCCUAUGUUGCAUUUCCUCAAAGCAUUUUCCCAGAUUUGGGGCUCUAUUCAGUCUGUAUCGCUUGAAGCGUUACAGAUUUUGCAAAUAGAAAUUUAAAGGUCAUUUCUGAGUGAGCCGACAUAUGCAGCAUUUACCUAGAAUGCUGUCUCCGCCAAUGUGGGAACAUUGCCUUUAAAUUUCAGCUUGGCAAUAGGAAUUGAAUAGAGCCCUUGGUUUCUGCUCGUAUGAGUUUGUCGUUGGGCUUUGAGAGGAUGUCGUCAUUUGUUGAGUUGUUUGUGAAAUCCGCACUGGGCUGGGCCUAAUCAAAAACUAUUUUAUUGUUGUGCAUCAGAGGCGUGUUUGUGUGUAUGUGUGAGAAUGUAUGUACUUGUUUUUUUUUGUUCUUGAUUAUUUUAAUGGGGUUUAACCUGUGGAAAAACAUAAAGGAAACACUCAAAGAAAACGAGACCAAAUAAAAUGUAACACAACCCUGA